UCUGCAGUACAACAAAUGCUUGCCAUGCCAGCGGCACUCUGAGUGUUCAGGGGCAAAGUUAUGGAUGUUGAGGAUGGCAGACAUUUCCGCAACGUCAUGGACGACAACCAUCCACCUGCUGAUUGGGAGGCAAAGCUUCUCCGGGCAAUCACAGAUGGAACAGUAGAUCUGCUGCAAGCCAGCCACAGCAAGGGCAGUGUCUACACAGGAGCGGCUGGGGUUGCCUACGUGCUUCUUGACUUGGCAACCUCAGGCUUGCACGAAGAUCCUCCAGCUGCCUGUCGGGAAGCAUUGCGCAGACUGGAAGAGGCAGAAGCAGCAUGUGAUCCCCGGCGGGUGACGCUUUUAGAAGGACAAGCGGGCUGCGUAGCUCUGAAGGCCUGGGCUCACAACGUCCUUGAGCAGCAUGCUUUGGAAGAGCAAUGCAUCAGGAGACUCUCUCAACUUGCUGACCGUGCUACUGCUCUGCCGGACGGUGAGUGCGAAGUGCUGUAUGGCCGAUGUGGUUUUCUUGGCGCAGUACUUCUUGUGCGGCAGCGCUUGGAGGAUCCAAGAUUGCUGGCAGCUCCCGCUGCAGAAUUGGUGCGGCAAGUCAUCACGACAGGACAGCGGCAAGCAAGGGAUGGCUGGCCAUUGUACUACGAAUGGCACGAAAAAUGCUACCUGGGAGCUGCCCAUGGUAUAGCUGGCAUCCUUCACACCUUGCUGCAACUUCCAGCUGAACUGGCCUUGGCCGGAUCUGACGCUGCAAAUCUGGUUCGUACCACUGCAGAGAAGCUGAUGGACUGCCGCUUCAGAAGCGGCAACUUACCUUCAUCUCUGGGAAACAGCAAGGAUCGACUGGUCCAAUUCUGUCAUGGAGCAACGGGGAUGGUCUCUUUGGCCCUGCGUUUGUCAACAGACUCCAAGGAUUCUCACCACAAGGAGCUCGCACAACAAUUUGGCCAAACUGUUUGGAUCCGGGGCUUGCUGCGAAAGGGUUUGGGCCUUUGCCAUGGAAUUCCUGGCAAUGGCUUUGCCUUGCUGAAGCUUCACCCAGGAGAGCUGUGGCUGAAUCGCGCGCUGCACUUUGCGGUGUUUGCUAUUGAGCACAAAGACGACCUUCUCCCUGAAGCAGACAGACCUUAUUCGUUGUUUGAGGCUGGUGACUCCCAUGUCUUACCCGAUCAACCACUGCUCCACGAAAAACCGCCAGGGUCUGGCGGGUGCUGUGUGCUUUUGGGUCGCCGCAUUGAAAGCUGCUAGGGGGAGCUCUGUGAACUUUCCCUGUUACGAAUUCUUGUGACAGCAAUGAGCAGAACCAUCUCCUGAGCUUCAGAUAGCCAAAGUGUUAGAGGCUGUGCAUUGCCAAGCUGCACUGACAAAAACAGGCACAGGAGCAUGUUUGUCCCGCGACCACGAAAAA
This is a messenger RNA of Cladocopium goreaui, 1405 nucleotides long. Lineage: Eukaryota; Dinophyceae; Suessiales; Symbiodiniaceae. The record is from the annotation of a GenBank genome assembly.